This is a messenger RNA of Trichoderma harzianum CBS 226.95, 457 nucleotides long. RefSeq lists its product as hypothetical. NCBI's taxonomy places the organism in Eukaryota, Fungi, Ascomycota, Sordariomycetes, Hypocreales, Hypocreaceae. The record is from RefSeq and is a predicted model, not a curated record. The coding region runs from base 112 to 426 and encodes 104 amino acids. The transcript has a single exon.
AAAAUCUUCCUCUCAAUUCAGAAUCAAACAAAGGGCAACAAGAAUAGACAAACAUACAGAAAAAGAAGAUGAAAAUUCACAAAAUAUUCCAACUUGCAAAAGGCGCACGCCAUGCCAACAAUCCCGCUAAUGCCAUUUGCAAAAGUCCCCCCAACCCGUCCACCACCUAACCCCAAGCUAACUCCAAAUCAAGCAAGAAAGGAACAAAGCCAACCCCCAAUCAGCAGCAGCCUCCAGCGAAUUAGUUCCGGGCGCUGGAGCUCUUUUGUUUUUCUUCUCUUCUCCUCUUACGGGUACGGCGACGCCAUACGUGUAAGCUCCUCGCUACGGGCCGGGGGCCACGCACGUGCUGUGAUUCGUUUUUACUUGCUUUUUGCUUCUUUUGCCUUUAUGCAAGUUUGCUUGCUACUGUACCCCGUCCGAUAAAAUCUCCAACUCCCACGAGGCUGCGUAAGCG